AUAUUCUCAGAUCCAGUCCAUGGACACAUCCUAAUUCACCCAAUCUGUAUUGUCGUUAUCGACACGCCCGAGUUCCAGAGACUUCGUGACCUCAAACAGCUGGGCAUGGGCUAUUUCGUAUACCCGGGAGCCGCCCACAACCGAUUUGAGCAUUGUUUAGGUGUCUGCUAUCUGGCAGGAGAGUUUGUGAAGCAGCUGAUGGAUAACCAGCCCGAGCUGGAAAUCACAAUUGAAGACCGUUUGUGCGUUGAACUGGCUGCUCUUUGUCAUGAUAUUGGUCAUGGUCCAUUUUCACAUGUAUUUGACAGCAAAGUUAUACCAUCACUUGAGGUCGAACUCGAUGAAAAAUGGAAGCACGAGUACGCCUCUAGGGAUAUAUUUGAUUACAUUUACAAGAACAACCAGAAAGUAGAAAAGACUUUUGGCGAAUAUGGACUCGGCCCACAAGACAUCGAGUUCAUCAAAGAAUUAAUUGCGGGACCAACAAGUGGUCGCAAGCAGGAGGAAUGGUCAUACAAGGGAAGACCGAAAGAAAAGGCUUUCCUGUAUGAAAUUGUUGCCAAUGAACGUAACGGAAUCGAUGUAGACAAGUGGGACUACAUCGCCCGUGACUGCCACCAACUAGGCAUUCGAAACAGCUUUGACCAUUCACGUUUCAUGAAGUUCGCCAGAGUUAUCAAGGGGGAUGAUGGCAGAAAGCAAAUCUGUUUAAGGGACAAGGAAGUCAUCAACUUACACAGCCUGUUUGCAGCUCGAUACCUUUUGCAUAAAACAGCUUACCAGCAUAAAGUAAUAGGUGGAUUAGAAAUUAUGGUGGCACAAGCUCUCGUCAAGGCAAUGGGUGAUUUGACUUUUGCCAAGUAUUUUCCGUCGCUAAAGAAAUGUGAGAAAGUUCCUGACAUUAUCAAAAAGAAGGAUUGGAAAGGCUACAUUCUUAUGACGGACAGUAUCCUGUACAAGAUCCGUGAUGCGUAUGGUGACAUUUCUGAAAAUCUAAAGGCAGCAAAGCAGAUUGUUGAGCGAAUUUUCAACAGAGAUUUUUAUAGAUGUAUAGGUGAAAGCGAACCGUGUAAGCCUGGCGUCCUAAUUGGAAAAAAGAUUGGAGAUGAAAAAGAAACCAAGACAGAGGCGGAGAAAAGGAUUAAAGCGGAAAUCAUACAAGAGGGGGGUUUGCCUGACGCUGACGCGGAUUUUUUUUAUGUACAGGUUGUAAGUUUUGAUUUUGGCAUGAAGGAAGAAAACCCCCUAGAGAAGAUAAGUGUCUACUCCAAAAGAGAGCCUAAUAAAGCCAAGAAAAUUCAACAAGAUGAGAUAUCCACAGUUCUGAAACACUACGUCUUUAAAGAGGAAAUUCUGCGCAUUUAUAUCACGAAAACGGAUGAAAACAAAGAGAAAGCAAUUCUGCAAGCAUUUGACAAGUGGAAAAAGAAAAACCUUGUCACACAGCAAGAAGAAGCUGCAGGGCCCUCUUCUCGGCCAGAUGAUGAUUAA
Molecule: messenger RNA, 1491 nt
Organism: Candidula unifasciata
Lineage: Eukaryota; Metazoa; Mollusca; Gastropoda; Stylommatophora; Geomitridae
Source: the annotation of a GenBank genome assembly